Molecule: messenger RNA, 3363 nt
Organism: Zygotorulaspora mrakii
Lineage: Eukaryota; Fungi; Ascomycota; Saccharomycetes; Saccharomycetales; Saccharomycetaceae
Gene: RGA2
Product: GTPase-activating protein RGA2
Exons: 1
Coding region: 1-3363 (1120 amino acids)
Biological process (GO): signal transduction; regulation of GTPase activity
Cellular component (GO): cytoplasm
Source: RefSeq, a predicted model, not a curated record
AUGUCUUGUGCUGCGCACAUGGAGCAACCUAUGGUUGCGAGUGAUAGUAUUGGAGGACACACGUUUCCAAGCUGUGUAAGAUGUAAAGAGUCUAUCACCUCGGGUCACGCAUAUGAAUUGGGCGAUGAUCGAUGGCAUACGCAUUGCUUCUCGUGCUACCGAUGCGACAAACCUUUGAGUUGUGAUAGCGACUUUCUCGUGUUGGGGACAGGUACAUUGAUUUGCUUUGAUUGUUCAGACUCGUGCAAAAGUUGUGGGAAAAAAAUUGGCGAUUUAGCAAUCAUCCUGUCGUCAUCGAACGAAUCUUACUGCUCGGAUUGUUUCAAGUGUUGUAAAUGUGGUGACCAGAUUAAAGAUUUGAGAUAUGCUAAGACCAAAAGAGGGUUAUUUUGUAUACAUUGUCAUGAAAAAUUGUUGGCAAAGAGGAAGCGUUAUGAGGAGAAAAAAAGGAGACUGAAGAAAACUUUACCAGAGAUACCGCCAGCGACUUUAGACGAGGAAUCUAAAACUCCAAAAGAUUUAUCACAGCCUAUAGUCAUACCAGAAAAAUCUAAUCGAAGGCCAUUGUCACCGAAAAGAGAUCAUCAAACGGGACAGACCUCGCAAUCGUCUCAUGAUACGCAUAUGAGAACUAAUAGUGAAAGCGUUAUUUCUCAAUAUCUGGCUAAUGAUAGUGACGAGAUUGAGGAAGAUUCUGAGACUUCGGGCAAUGGGGAUGCUGAUUAUAAAAACGAUGAAGCAACAUCCACCAAUGGAGUAAAACACGAGAGAAAUGUGUCGAUUGAUGAUAUUCUAAACUCAACAUUGGAGAAUGAUGGCGGUAAUGGUACUGAAAGUAUUAACAGCGUACAGCUUUCUGUGAAAAAGGUCGAGAAUGCGAGAACCUUACUAAACAAAACACCAUUAAGGAACGGUCACCGUCGCGAUGGUUCAUUUUCAAGAUCACCGUUGGGUAAUAGAAAGGGAAUGGUUAUGGAGGAUGAUGACAGUGAGUGUGAUUCACGUAAUCCCUUAGAACAUUUAUCUGAAACAUCAAUUGAUGAAGUACGAAAUACGCUAACAACGGCAAUAAAUACGCCAACAGCAAUUCAGGUAGUUAGUCCCGAGAGGAAAGCACAGGAAGUAUUCAGUGGGUUGGACCAAAAUAAUUCCAAGAAAUCAAAUGGGUCUACUGAAACAAAUUCGCAAGAACCAAUAAACGAGAUAUAUGAGGAGGAAGUAUCAAGUCAAGAAGAUCAUCUUCGUGCGGCUCAAAAUAUGCAGGAGAAAAGACAAGGACUUGCUUUGAAUAUUUCUUCCAAUAUUAUACAGUCCCUUAGUUCUGCUAGGGAAGAGGACACCUUGACCUUGGGCAUAGAUUCAAAUACGCUCCGAACAAUCACGAGUCCCUCGACAUCACAUCGUCAACCAAAUUCUUCACCUGAAAUAGCGCUGAAAAAUGGGGUCGACGUUCCCACUGGAAGCACACAUUCGAAAUCUUCCUCGGAAAUGAGCGGCAAUGCGUACAUUCAAAGCACUAACAGUACUGUUAGUACUGGUAGCAGAUCUAUUGGAAGAUCUCUAUCCAUGAAGUCGAAGAAUUUGGUCAACAAUUUGAAAUCCAAAACUUCAGGAAUACUAGAUCCUAAGUCAGCAUCUUCUUCCUAUGGACGUUCAAAUGGCCGCAAUUCACCAAUUUCAACACCUCCUUCCUCGGCUUCUUUCUCUCCAAAAAUGGAUUCUUUUGAUACACACUCCGGUUGGGGUGUUCCCUCAAUCCACGAACGAGAUUCCCGUAGAGGGUCUCCUUCACUGUCUACCAGAAGGUUUAAUUCCGGAGCCAGAAGUGAUGGUACAACCCAGUUCGACAAAAAAAUAAUUAGCUCCAGCUCAAAUAUGGACGCUGUUAGUCAUCAAAGAUCACGAAGUAAUGUCAGCGUUAACAGCGGUGUUAAUAUUUCGAUGUAUAGGACGCCGCCAUUGGAAAGUACGCCCGCGUUUAGUAGAGGUUCUCUUUCUGAAGCUGGCUCUCAUUUGAGAAACACAAGUUGGCAAGCAAACAACUUACCUGUGAGCAAAGAAGAAAAUGAUGAAUCUGUGAAUAUCGAUAGUGAAAAUGAAAACUUCAUGAAGAAAGAACUAGCGGAGACAGAAUUAUACUUGAGGAAGCUAAAGCUAGAAUUGGGAGAACUGGAGUCAAAAAAAUCACACCUGAAGAGUGAAGUCGAUUCUCUACAGAUGAACAAAGACUCUCUUACUCGGGAAAUUGGUCUUCUCAGAAGUCAAAAAGAGAACUUUACAUCUUCAGAAUCAUUGGAGCAAAUAUCUCACAUUCCAGAGGUUUUGGAGUCCCAAAAGAUGCAGGUAUCGAAUUCUGAUAGCACAUCACCUGCAAAGCAGUUAAGCACCGCAAGUGUUGCUAGACCUGCAGCCAAACCUCGUUUCUGGAAGAUUUUUUCAGGUGGAAAACAGCUGACAGGACCUGCUUCUCAAGGUCAACAACACCAUUCUCAGUCAUCAAAUACACAAUCCACUAAUGGUGGUUACAACACUUCAUUAUCUUCAAGCUCCAGUAAUCCUACAUCUGGUAAACGUAUAGAUAUUUCGGCGCCAGUAUUACAAAACCCUAAUGAGUUUAGUGAUAUGAAGUUGCUACCAAUAGUAAACAAGUCGUUUUCAUCAACUAGCUCACAGGCAUCGCCUUCAAAGCAAGAUGGUACCUCACUAUAUGGAUCUCAACUAGUAGCUAGGUGUUCCUACGAGCAAACUUUGGUUCCAAAAUUAUUGCUUGAAUGUGUUGAUCAAAUAGAGAGCGACGAGGAAUUGAUGAGAACCGAAGGCAUUUAUAGAAAAUCUGGUUCACAGCUACUUAUUGAUCAAAUCGAGAGGGAGUUUAUCGCUUGUGACGCCAAUAUCUCACCUGAGCUUGGGAAUCUUUUGAAGGAGGAUGUCCAUGCUGUGGCAAGCGUUCUCAAAAGAUAUUUGAGAAAGCUACCAAACCCUGUUUUGUCCUUUCAAAUUUAUGAACCGUUGAUGAGCACAGUUAGGGAAAACAGUUUAAUGACCGAUUUACCAUUGAAUAAAGGUGCAAUUCAAAACUCGAAUAAUACCCUUUACAGGCCCGCAAUAGAAUCAGUUCGCAACAUCCUAGAUCUUCUACCAACAGAGCAUUAUGAAUCGAUGAAAUUCUUGGCUCAGCAUAUCCAUAAGAUCACCACAUUUAGUGAAUCCAAUUUGAUGAAUCUGUACAAUUUAUCUCUAGUUUUUGCGCCAGGUUUGAUUAGAGAUUAUAAUGGAGAAAAGGAUAUCAUGGACAUGAAAGAACGAAAUUACAUAAUUGGCUUCAUUGUUGGAAACUACACAGAAAUUUUCCAGACAAUCUAG